UUAAUUUUUUAAAAAAUGUACGAAAAGAGAAUAAUAUUCAGAGACUGAAGAGAGAAAGACAGAGAGAGAGAGACAUUAAAGCUAAGAAAAAGACAAAGAGGAAGAAGGGAAGAAUCAGAAGAGAGACGGAAAAGGUUAAAAAGACUUAAAUAAAAUCUUUCUCUUUUGGUUUUGUUGGAGUGUUCUUUUCUCACAGCUCUCAAACAAGUCUUCCACUGUUUCGCUUCUUCUCAGCUUGUAAAGAAGAUUGAGACGAAUCUCGGAAAAUCCUUUGAUUGGUUAUUCUCUAAACUAAAAAAAAAACUGUUCCUUUCUCCUUUUUUUGUAAUAAAGUGAUACUGCUUACAAGAGUGUGAAGUGAAUGAAAGAUGCAGCACGACAGCUUCUUCCUGGGGUGCAAUCACUUAAACCGUGACAUUACUACGGAUGCGAGAACCGGCUAUCGUUUGUAUCCUGUUCAAGACAUUGAUUCGGUGUUAUCAAAUGUGAAUGUUGAUGAUACAUUCUCUGCGUUGUGUGGUGAUCUUUAUGUUAGACAGUUGAAGGAAACAAUGAAGCACACCAUGCUUGUACAAGAAUCCGUCUUUGAAAGUCAGAUCCAUGAGCUGCAUCGUCUGUAUCAGAGGCAGAAGGAACUGAUGAUGGAAAUGGAGGGAACUCGACAACACGAGGAGGCCUUGUACCUUAACUCCAGUGUCCCUAGCCUUACAACACACUGGAUGAGCUCAAACGUCUCCAUUUAUCAAACUAGGAACUUUCCUUAUGAAGAAAACAUUCCUAAUCAGACUGAAGCUGCAGAUAAUGUCAAGAAGCCUGAGAAGAUGGUCUUGGAUCUGGAGUUACCGGUUCUUGAGUGUCAUGAUGGAGAGGAAGAGACAAGUUUGAUGAAUGGUGAAGUUGCAAACUCUCUGGAAUCUGGUAGCCAGUCGAAUAAGCUGCAGUUUGAUUUGAAUGAGCCGGCCGAGACCGAGGAAGACUAUCAGUUCCUGAGUCCAGUUUCAUCCAAUGAGUCUGAUAAAAAGAAUGAGGGAGAAGGACGUUCAGUAAAGGGUUCCUGCUGGAUGUAUGAAGCGCAAGGUUAUGGAAUUGACUUGAACAUGUCUCCCCUUUCAUCUUUAGAGGAAGUAAAUGUUGUUGUUAAGAAGCUUGGAGCAGAGAAACCUCAAGAGUGUUUAUCAGGGCAGUCACGAGAGUUAGUUCAAGCGCUACCAUGUUUAAACAGCACUCUACUUUUGAACAAGCCACAUGACUCAUACAAGCCAAGGAAGAAGAAGAAGAAGAAGAAGGUAAAGCUUGGUCCAGUCAAAAAAACUUUCAAAGGCUCAGAUCUUGACCUGCACUCAAGUGCUCAAGCCACUACUGAUAAAGGGACUAAAGUAGUUGGGAAGAAGAAACGGAAGAAGAGCAGAAGGAUAUGUCUUGUUAAAGAGGGGAAUUAUAAAGAGAUAUCUGCAGCUGAGGCUAUGGUUGAUAUGUCUAGAAAGUCUGAUCGUGAAGCCUCUGAUUUCAUCACUUACAUAAGCAGAAAAAAUCUACUUAUGUUGGCUGAGGUUUCUUCUUUGGUUGUUGGAGGCUACGAGUUAGACUAUUCUGAGGCCACGACAGGGAUGAAUCUGGAGGACCACAAGAGAAUUCUGAGAUCGAAUACUACUGCAGUUAACAAAACAUCAGUCUCUAGCAUUGUCCUUAAAAAGCAGAAGAGGAGCUAUGUCAAGGGGAAACGCAAUGAUGACCUGCAAGGCACAUUUUCAGAAUGUGAAGCCAGCGAGGAGGAUCUGCAAGUAAAGGUAGAUGAAGUUUCUGGCCAAGAAGGGGACUGCGAGUUCCCCAAGAAGAAGAGAAGAAGCUCUCUUAAACGGACAGAGGAUUUCACUUGGGGAGCCAAGAGUAAACGAAGACGAGUCUCUAGGAUUCCUGCUGUUGAUUUUCAGCAUAUGAUCAUCAACCAAUAGUAUAAGCCAAACUAAAGAGAUGACUACAAGAAUCUUAGUGGAGAUGGGUUUUGCAAAAGUGUCUUGUCACAGAGAUCAAGACUACAAAGGAGAAUCAAAGAUCCCUAUAUACUUUUGAAUAUUUUGAGGAUUUUUUUUUUUGGGGGGGGGGGGGGGGGGGGGGGGUGGGGGUGGAGUUAGCUAUGUCUAGUUCAUCAAAAAUGAUAAUGAUCGUGUUGAAACUAGAGUUAGUGCUUAUACAUAGCUGAGAAGAGCCAACUCGAAGUUCAUUACUUUUCAUUACGAAUCAUAAACAAGAGUGAAACAAUGCAUAUCGUUUGUGAAUC
Messenger RNA from Brassica rapa (field mustard), 2278 nucleotides. RefSeq lists its product as uncharacterized. The record is from RefSeq and is a predicted model, not a curated record. NCBI's taxonomy places the organism in Eukaryota, Viridiplantae, Streptophyta, Magnoliopsida, Brassicales, Brassicaceae.